Molecule: messenger RNA, 3099 nt
Organism: Miscanthus lutarioriparius
Lineage: Eukaryota; Viridiplantae; Streptophyta; Magnoliopsida; Poales; Poaceae
Source: the annotation of a GenBank genome assembly
AUGGCCGCCCUGGCCGGCACGGGCGUCCCGUACCGUCUCCCAUGCCAGGAGCAUCCCCUGCCCCCGCCGGUGCGGGCUUUCCCCAACAGGGCCCACCUCAACGCGCUGCUCACGUCCUACGGCCGCCGCGGCCGCAUCCAGGACGCCCAGCAGCUGUUCGACCGGAUGCCCCGCCGCGACGUCAUCUCCUGGACGGCCCUCCUCACCGCCUACGCCGACGUCGGCGACCUCGCCUCCGCGCGCCUCGUCUUCGACGACAUGCCCCGCCGCAACGCCGCCUCCUGGAACGCGCUGGUCUCCCUCUACCUCCGCGCGGGGCGGCACGCGGCUGCGCACGCGCUCUUCUGCAAGGCGCCCGCCAAGAACGCCGUGUCCUACGGCGCCAUCAUAACGGGCCUCGCUAGGGCGGGCAUGCUGCGGGAGGCACAGGCGGUGUACGGGGAGGUGCCGCCGCGGUGGAGGGACCCCGUGGGGUCCAACGCGAUGAUCUUCGGGUACCUCGGGGCCGGGGAGCUUGGCAUGGCGUUGAGGGUGUUCGAUGCAAUGGCGGAAAGGGACGUCAUUUCUUGGAGUGCUAUGGUUGAUGGGCUAUGCAAGUAUGGGACUGUGUCCGAGGCCAGGAGGCUGUUUGAGGCAAUGCCUGAGAGGAAUGUGGUGUCGUGGACCUCGAUGAUCCGAGGAUAUGUGAAACGCGGGAUGUACAGAGAUGGUCUCUUGCUGUUCCUGGACAUGAGAAGGGAAGGUGUUCAGGUUAAUAUGAUUACACUCUCGGUUGUGCUAGAUGGUUGUGCUCAGGCCAGUCUUGUCGACGAAGGGAUCCAGGUUCACAGCUUGAUGAUGAGAAUGGGGUUUGCAAAGGAUAUAUUUUUGGGUGAUUCACUGAUAAUAAUGUAUUCUCGAUUUGGCUCGAUGGCUGAUGCUAGAAGGGUUUUUGCUUUCAUGAAGCAGAAAGACAUAGUAUCGUGGAACUCAUUGAUCACUGGUUAUGUUCAGAAUAACAUGAUUGAAGAUGCUCAUGUGCUGUUCAAGUUGAUGCCAGAGAGGGAUGCUAUUUCUUGGACGUCAAUGGUGGUUGGGUUUGGUAAUAGGGGUUGGAUGAGAGAGUCUGUUGAACUCUUUGAGCAAAUGCCUAUAAAAGACGAGAUUGCCUGGGCUGCAGUUAUUUCUAGUUUUGUUGCAAAUGGAAACCAUGUGAGUGCGGGAUUGCAAGCUCAUGCUUAUGCAGUCAACAUGGGAUGGAUAUUUGACUCGGCUGUCCACGCUUCUUUGGUGACAAUGUAUGCAAAAUGUGGUAGGUUGGCUGAGGCUCAUCGUGUUUUCUCAUGCAUUAGCAAUCCAAGCCUUAUUGCCACUAAUUCUAUGAUUACAGCAUUUGCACAACAUGGCUUGGCUGAAGAUGCAUUCAAACUUUUUAAGAGAAUGCAAUAUGAUGGCCAAAGGCCUAACCAUGUGACAUUCUUGGGAAUACUGACUGCAUGUGCUCGAGCUGGUUUGGUUCAACAAGGUUAUAACUACUUUGAAUCCAUGAGAUCAGCCUAUGGUAUUCAACCAAACCCUGACCACUACACAUGCAUGGUUAAUCUUUUAGGUCGUGCAGGCUUCCUUGAUGAAGCACUGGAAAUGAUUAAUUCGAUGCCCCAGAAAGAUUAUCCUGAUGCAUGGGCAGCUUUGCUUAGCUCUAGUCGCCUCCAUUCUAAUCUUGAUUUAGCAAAAUUAGCAGCACAGAGGCUUCUUGAGAUAGAUCCUUACGACGCAACAGCUUACACAGUCCUGUCAAACAUGUUCUCCUCAGCAGGGAUGAAGGAAGAUGAAGAGAUGGUAAAGGUUGCACAAUUAUCCAACAUGGCUAGUAAGAUUCCUGGAGACUGGAGAGUUGAUGAUACUUCUGCAAAUAAUUCAUCUGCUAUUGUUAUAUUGAACAACAAGAAAAUCGUUGGCUGCUCACGCUUUCAAGAAUAUUUUGUGCAUGAUCUAUUCUCAUCAAUUGUUAGAGAAGAGUCACUGAUGUACUGGAGAAGGCUGAACAGCAUGAGGCUAAGGCUUCCACCUGGACCUCUAACAUGGCCAAUCUUUGGCAAUCUUCUCCAGUUGAGCCCGCUUCCCCACAAAGACUUUGCCCGAUUUUGCACCAAAUAUGGCCCUCUUGUCUAUCUUCGCCUAGGAACCAUCGAUGCCAUCACCACUGAUGAUCCAGAGGUCAUCCGUGAAAUACUCAUCCGGCAAGAUGAGGUCUUUGCUUCACGGCCUCGGACACUGGCUGCUGUCCAUCUUGCCUAUGGGUGUGGCGAUGUGGCUCUAGCUCCGCUGGGGCCCAACUGGAAAAGGAUGAGGAGGGUUUGUAUGGAGCACUUGCUGACGACCAAGCGGCUCGAGUCGUUUGCUGCUCACCGACCUCAGGAGGCUGAGCACCUUUGCCAGUUUGUAUGGGCUAAAUCUCAGUCCUGGAAGCCCGUGAACCUCAGAGAGGUUCUUGGCGCAUUCUCGAUGAACAACGUCACGAGGAUGCUGCUGGGGAAGCAGUACUUUGGGAUCCAGUCGGCAGGCCCUGGCGAAGCAAUGGAGUUCAUGCACAUCACCCAUGAGCUGUUCUUCCUGCUGGGCCUGAUCUAUCUCGGGGACUACUUGCCAGCUUGGAGGUGGGUCGACCCGUACGGGUGCGAGAAGAAGAUGAGGGAGGUCGAGAAGAAGGUGGACGACUUCCACCAGAAGAUAAUUGAUGAACACAGGAGAGCUAGGGAGGCCAAGAAGACUCGGCGUUCCUCCCUUGAUGACGACGACGGCAAAGAAGAGAUGGACUUCGUCGAUGUGCUGCUAUCUUUGCCCGGUGAGAACGGGAAGGAGCACAUGGACGACAUGGAGAUCAAAGCGUUGAUGCAGGACAUGAUUGCUGCUGCUACGGACACUUCAUCGGUGACCAACGAGUGGGUGAUGGCGGAGGUGAUCAAGAACCCGCGCGUGCUCCGGCGUGUCCAGGACGAGCUGGACGCUGUCAUCGGGCGCGACCGGAUGGUGGCGGAGUCGGACCUGGCCCACCUCCCCUACCUCCGGUGCGUGGUCCGCGAGUCGUUCCGGAUGUGCACCCGGCGGGGCCGUUCCUGA